This is a messenger RNA of Paraglomus brasilianum, 351 nucleotides long. Lineage: Eukaryota; Fungi; Glomeromycota; Glomeromycetes; Paraglomerales; Paraglomeraceae. The record is from the annotation of a GenBank genome assembly.
CAAAUAUGGCGACGUACGGCUGAAAUCACAGAAUUGAGAGAAAGAGAAAUGGAUGCCGAGAAUCUCGAUUGGCAACCACCAGACGCAUUAAAGCAAAAGCUGGAACAAGCAUACGAAAAGUUCAACACGAAUUGCCACGAUAUUUACAAAAUACUGCGCACAGCACGCGAUGUAUGUCAUCGUGAAUUAACAGAAAACCAAUCAGCCGCUCCUCCUCCCAUAACGUCUGAACAGAUUAAAUCGUAUAUUCAACAUAUCGAGUCUCUUCAAUCACUGCUUAAUAUUGACUUGAUAGUCAAGUCAUCAAAUAAAAAUGAUAAAUGGGUACCUGUUAAGAUGGAAGAGGAUUAA